Penicillium griseofulvum is the source of this 2349-nucleotide messenger RNA. RefSeq names its product putative Rho guanyl nucleotide exchange factor. The transcript is spliced from 6 exons. Gene Ontology annotation, molecular function: guanyl-nucleotide exchange factor activity. Gene Ontology annotation, cellular component: cytoplasm. NCBI's taxonomy places the organism in Eukaryota, Fungi, Ascomycota, Eurotiomycetes, Eurotiales, Aspergillaceae. The record is from RefSeq and is a predicted model, not a curated record. Bases 1 to 2349 code for a protein of 782 amino acids. Gene Ontology annotation, biological process: intracellular signal transduction; regulation of GTPase activity.
AUGGCAGACCACGAUGAAAUGGACAUUGAGAAACAAGCACUGCUGGAUGAUAAAUCCGAAGAGAAGUCUGAGAGCAGUGGUGGAGUGACUCCGACCGAUAAUCCAACAGACCAUCCAUUCAAGAAAUGGGUGGACAGCUUUCGAGGACGAAAACACGAGUCGUCCGGACGACGAAAGGUGGAUGGUUGGUCAGAUGGAUCUUCUCAUGGCUCAUCUUCUCAUGGCUCGCAAGGUCAGCAGUCGAGUACAUCAGACUCAUCGCAGCUCGGAGCCGUCAAAACAGCCACAGCAAGCAUUGCAAGCCAAAGUUUGUUCAGAUCGAGGACAACUAUUCACAGCGCAACAAACCAGAGCUUGCGAUCAGAUGUACGUCAUUCUGGUGACAGCUCUCGGCCAAGCUCAAGUCACCAGGCUGAUGAAGCUGCGGAAAUACGGUCUACCAGACGACGCCAUAUCCUACAGGAACUUGUUGAAACCGAGUCUGAUUAUGUACAUGGUCUGAAGGCUCUUAUUGGGAUCCUUACAAUCUUUAGCACAAGGCGUGAGAUCUAUGACAACGUCCAGGAUAUCCUCGAAAUACAUGAACGCUUUUUGACCCAGCUCCAGGCGGCAUCUCCCAUGUCAGCAUCUCAGGCUCAACAGGCAGGCGUCUCUGAGCUUACAUCCCGUGGAAUCGCCAAGCGUAUAGGGACCCUUGAUCUAGGUGGCCUAAGGGGACUUCAGCAACGAUCAUUGAGGACCCGUUCACUUAAGGCAUCGAUCAAUCAACGCUUGAUGGCACUCAGUGCUGAACCAGCAGAGGUACUAGAUGUUGCCCGUGAAUUUGAUAGAUUGGAUGUUGCUCUGUUACGCCGGUCAGUUGCCAACUGGACGAUAUACGAUCAGGGAAUCGAGGCGCUUUCAAAAUCGGUGGCAUCCACGGAGCGACGCAGGCAAGAGAAUAACAAAUCAAUGACAUUGAAUGAUUUGUUGAUAAAGCCCAUCCAACGUCUUUGCAAAUACCCCCUUGUGCUACAAGAUCUGCUCAGAGCUACCCCUGUCAGUGAUUGUCCAUCUGCUCAUGACGAACUUCAGCAAGUUUUGGAUAAUUUACGGGUGCUGGUGACACAGAUUAAUUUGGCGGCUGGAAACCCAAUCAACAAAGAUCGCAUCCGAAGGACAAUCAUUCUCCAGGGGAAGGUGGAUAUCUUGAAAUCACAGCACGCACUCCAGGAUAUAUACAAAGACUUAGGCCCACUGGUCAUGUGCGGUGUGCUCCAUGUCACAUACCAAACGGCGGAAACUACCAACGGGGAGUUCAUGGUCUGUGUGCUUUUUCACCGCUACCUUCUUUUCGCCAAGGGAACCGAUGAGUUGCAUCGACUGGAAGCAGUGGCAUGUAUCUAUCUAGACAGUCUCAAGAUUGAUACGCUUCAAAAUGGACGAGGGCUGUAUUGCUACGGAUGUUUAUUUUCUUGGAAGCUCCUAUUUCAAGACCAAGAUGAGAACUACGAAUUCGUCCUCAGUGCAUCAUCAGCAGUUGAAGAAAAGCAAUGGAAUACUGAGAUUCUCAAAGUAUCCGCUGCUUUGGUCGAAACGACCCAGCCCAGGACGUGGGAGCCCGGAAAACAUUCUUUUCUGGCCCUGCAACUGGUGCCUCUCGACCAUGUUCAAUACACAGUGUCUUCCAUGGCGCGGAGGUCGAUGGAUCUAACGGCGAUCUCCCGCAAGUCCCACGUUCAGCAUGUAGUCCUCAAGAAGACACACUACCCGCGCCAUACCGAAGAACCGGCCAUACAGGCGGAAGGUGAGAUUGAACGACCCAAGACGCCUAUUGACCGCUCUGCAUUGACAUUGACUGCUCGCCGAAUUGAUCGAAUCCGGCUAGAGCGACUAAUCGCAGAGGUCUACACAGGAGACCUCCUUCCAUCACCAGGAAUGGUACUCGGAAGGGGUGAUCUCUUCAGACGUGGUUCGAUCAUGAGACGGCUAAGCCUUCGCCCAGGGUUCACUAGACGGUCGAGUACCGAAGGUACCUUUUAUUCAAGAUCAGCAUCGGCGGACAUGCGCCCGGACGAAGAGAGCUAUGAAAUGGACAAGGAGGCAACAGGCGGUAACGAACUAGGGGAGGAGAAAGAAGUCGAGGUUGAGUCGCCCCAAACACCCACCACGCCUCGAAAGACAUUACUUUUCAAGGGCUCACCCAAGAAUCCCACAUCGCCGGCUUCCUCACCUCUCAGUGAUAAGCGACGGAGCCAGGAUGGAAGUUCCGAGUCAUCUCCAUCUUCCCGGAAGUGGUCGUCUCCAAAGAAUUUCUUCAGUGCAUUGACACCCAAGAAGUUGAAAAAGACCCGCUCUCAGGCUGACUGA